CUCCUCCAGAAGACUCCCUCCUCUCCAGUCAGCUGCCAUGCUACAGGUUUCGAUCCUGACAGAGCCGUGAUGUACUGGAGGAAAGAUGGAGAGGAGAUCCAUGAAGGUGUAGACCAAAGAGAGAUCCUUCCCAACAAUGACGGGACCUUCCAGAUGAGUGUUGAUCUGAAACUUUUAUCAGUUACACUUGAAGAGUGGCAGAGGUACGACUGUGUGUUUCAGCUCUCUGGAGUUAGUAGCGACAUUAUCACCAAACUGGACAAAACAGUGAUCAGGACCAAUCGGGAGAAGCCCACUGACAUGGUGAUCUUCAUCAGUGCUGCAAUGGUUGUUCUAGUUUUCAUCCUCAUCGCAGCUGUGGUAUCUGUAGCUUACAAAAAGAAGAAAGCUUUUCAGCUUCUUUCAUAUUCUCCACCCAUGCCUGAUAAUGGCUCUGAGCAGGCUGAGAGACUAAAUCAAAUGUGA
Messenger RNA from Oreochromis aureus, 465 nucleotides. Its product is annotated as HLA class I histocompatibility antigen, alpha chain F-like. NCBI's taxonomy places the organism in Eukaryota, Metazoa, Chordata, Actinopteri, Cichliformes, Cichlidae. The transcript is spliced from 4 exons. The coding region runs from base 70 to 465 and encodes 131 amino acids. The record is from RefSeq and is a predicted model, not a curated record.